This is a messenger RNA of Theileria parva strain Muguga, 6482 nucleotides long. RefSeq lists its product as uncharacterized. Gene Ontology annotation, biological process: RNA polymerase II preinitiation complex assembly; transcription by RNA polymerase II. Lineage: Eukaryota; Apicomplexa; Aconoidasida; Piroplasmida; Theileriidae. Gene Ontology annotation, molecular function: histone acetyltransferase activity; TBP-class protein binding; RNA polymerase II general transcription initiation factor binding. The coding region runs from base 1 to 6399 and encodes 2132 amino acids. Gene Ontology annotation, cellular component: transcription factor TFIID complex. The transcript is spliced from 5 exons. The record is from RefSeq and is a predicted model, not a curated record.
AUGAGAUAUAAUUUACACAAGUUAGAUUUUUUAUCCAAUUCACAACAUUUUAAUGUAAUAGCUCUAUUGUAUACUUUUUUUAAAAUUUAUUCACCCUUUGUACUAAUAAUUCUCGCUUUAAUCUACCAUGUUUUUUCCUGUUUCCCAAAACUGCCGCAGCAUUUUUUAGAUAGAAUGCCAAAAAGUGAUUCUGACUACGAGCCGCUAGCAGAUAAAGAAGAAAUGAACGAACCUGAUAAUAAAGUUCCGGUGACCGCUCCGCUUCCCUUCUUCAGCCUCUCAAACUUACCUAAAUUUAAUAAUGGAGAACAAGACUUCAGCUAUGACCCAGAUGAGGCCAAGAAAAAGGUGAAUCUUCGUCCAUCAGCGCCUAUUAGUCUGUUCGGCUCCCAAGGUGGAGUGAUGAACGGGUUUUUUUCAGCGCCUCAGGGGAUACAUAUGCAUACGCCUGGCGCUUUUCAACAAAAUAAGAUAAAAAAUUCGGCGGGUGUUGGCAAGGGCAAAGUGUGUGACGGUGGAUCUAAUAAUGUGUCGGAUGUCGGCAGUGCGAUAGAAGAUGGUACAAUGGAGAUGUUCAGAUACGACCCGCAGCCGAUCCACGGAAGUAAGAAAGAAUCUUUGACUGAUUCUAAGCUGAUUCAGCCCCAUCGGAUACUCCCGAUGUUCCCCUUUGUCCCAUCUAUAUCGGAAGAGGGUUUAGGUAAGGAUUUUUCAAGGGGGAAGGAACACAGUCGAGACUUUACCAAACGCGAUUUGAAGCACAUAAAACACUCUUUGAGCCGCAAAACUUCCGAGGUUCAUGAGUCUUUCAAGGGUGUUACUGCCUCAGCAGAAAUCCGCGAAAUCUGCCAAGUCAAACUCUGGAAGAAGAUGAUUGAAAAAAACAAAUCCCUUUUCAAAUUCCCUGGCAACCUCAAACAUCGAACUUCUCUACAAAUUCCACAACAACCUAAAACUGACCCUGCCCACCUAGAAGAACUAGCUGAUGCACAGCGAACCGAUGGUAAAUUAGAGUCUGAAAAAUUAGAAGCCGAUAAAAAGGUGAAUAAGACCAUUAAAGAUAUGGAAAUGGCAUGGGCGAUUAACCGAUUUUACACACUCGCAGACGAGGUAGUUGUUGAUUUGGAUUUGUUUGACGCAGAUGACGAGCUUGACACUGAGUUGAAAGCCCUGAGAAAAUCACUACGUAAACUCUCAAACCAAAAGAUUACAGUUUACCCUUACCAACUCAUGAACUAUCCCUCAAAAAUCUCAAACAAUACAAAUAAAAACCUCUUCUGGCUAAUCGAUGACGACUCCUCCGAUGAACAAGAUCAACCAGAUGAUAACCAAGCCGAUCAAUCAGAACCUGCAGCACAUCAAGAAGAACAAUCUAAAUUAAACACACAAGAAUUGAAUACACAGGAAUUGAAUCCACAGGAAUUGAAUGCACAAGAAUUAAACACACAGGAAUCGGAUGUAAAAGAUGAUUUGGAUGUAAAAGAUUCGGAUUUACAGGAUCAACUGGAUGUAAAUGAUUCCGAUUUAAAUGAUGAGUUGGAUGUAAAAGAUUUGGAUUUACAGGAUGAAUUAAAUUUAUCAGAAGAGUUUGAUGUAGGAGAUGAUUUGAAUGGAGAGCCAGAAGAAUUAGGAGCUGAACAACUGGAACCUGUACGGGUGGACCAGAAAGAAUCAUCGGAGAAGGUGGAUAUAAUAGAUGAAUUAGAGUUAGAGUUGGAGUUGGAAAAUGAGUUGGAUGAUAUAGAGAAUGAAUUAGAGCGAGAACUGACGAAGGAGACGUUGUCAGUGACCGAGACAGCUGAGCCCAUUAUGGAGAGGAGAGACGAAGUAUCUGAACUAUUUGGUGAGUUGAAAGAGUUUAACAUGCCAAGACAAAGCCUUAAUCUCUACGACUACAACUACAGGUGGACCAAGUACAGAAAUGAACUUAAACAUAAACUCACACUCUCAGAUUUCUUAGAAUUUGAAAAUUGCAUGAAGAAUUCCUAUGGUUACACAGGUGUAACAGCUGAUUCAGAUGCUCAAUCAUCCAAAUCCGACAAGAAAUCUGAAGACGAUCCUAACAUAGGACUGCUGUUAAAGUUGUAUAAAGUAAGUAAAACAAACUUAAAGUUGUUAUUACAUUACAAAAAUCCAGAAGUUAUAGCGAUGGUUAACAGCGUAAUCUAUGACUUAAACUCUUCAAAUAUUGUGUAUACGAGCGUUUCAGAAGAUGCCGAUAGUAAGGUGGAUUUGUUACUAAAUGUGCCAUAUAAAGACGAACAUAGUGAUUCCCUUGUAGACAGACUCAAUGACAAGGGAGAUAAGGACGACUCGGUGUUAUUAACUGGAAAGGAAAGUGACGUCAGGAGACAGUGGAGAAAGAGAUUACAGACAAUGAGUAAGGAAACACGCUUAGCAUUGGUUAACAUGGGAAAGAGUUUAAAGUAUAUUGAGAACGCUUUCAUGAAUAUCGAGUCUUCCAGGACAUACGAUUCCAUGGUUGAGUACUGUGAAGUUAACACAUUUUUCAAGAACUGUGACUACUUGGAUAUUUUAAAUCACUCGUUUGACGCACAUUAUUUGUCCCAGGGCCCACAUGAAAUUGGAAAAGACGAUGAAAUCCUUAACAAACGCGAAUUAAUACACACGAGAGUUGCUAGAAAUCUGGUCAACAUCCUGCCGUUAGUGGGAAAUAAGGCUAAAAUACACUUUGCAAGGUUUCAUAAACUGGAUUUCAGAACCGCCUUGCUCAGUUUAAUCAGCGGUAACAGGAAGAAAAGCCACGAGGACCAGAAGUGGCAUCUGAAGUGGCAAGCGCAUCCACCAGUGAAAUCAAUAAUAAAUAUGAAUUACAAGGAUGAUGACAUGGUCGACGGCCUUCAAAACCACUGCAGCAACUACUUUGUAAACUCAACGGACCUGAGCCUGACAGAUGACACCAGGGUUGUGCUCCUGGAAUACGUUGAACAGUAUCCGCUGCUACUAAAUAACAUCGGAAUGACCUCAAGAAUUGAUACGUAUAUUAAUACCAGCAGUAAUAAGGAUAACAGUGACCAAAACCAGAAGGAGAACGUUCUAGGAAAUGUAGUUUACACUAACGAAUAUGAGUUAUUCGGAGUUAAUCACACCCUAAAAACUAAUGAAAUGCAGUCAAUUGUGGAUAACACACUCUUCAAAGCCCCCAUCUUCUACACUAUCAACGAAGUGGAGAGGAAAAAGAAUUUGAAUGCUGAGAAUAAAGGCGAUUCUGAGGAGUCGCAAGUGGAGCAGGAAAAUAACCAACCGCCGCCUGUUAACAACAAGGUAUUGUAUAAUAAUAACGAUAUAACGGGAUUGGGAAUGCCAAUGUUUGACUUUAUAAUAACGAGAUCCACAAAUAACCCGGCAAACCAGUCAGCAGGUGAACAAACUUCUAACGAAGAGUUGUUAUAUAUUAGAGAACUGGACAAUAGUGUGUUAUGCACAGUGGGCCAGUGUGAGCCUAAGAUAACAAUAAAUAACCCAAAGAGUAAGAAUUAUUUGGAGGAUAACAAGUUACUAUUAAAGGCCUGGGUACUGAAGACAGCAAUGAUUAACCCUAUGACAGAUAUGAAACGGCUACGCAAAGUAGCCAGGAAGAAGUUUUACCCAGUGAUUCCAGAGAAAGAGAUUACGGGAGUGCUUAAACAAGUUGAAAGCACUUCAAUUUUCAGUAUGCGUCCUCAAGCACUGGAGAAGAUGAUCCAGGCGACAAUUAAGCCAGAAGUCGUAUGCUCUCUGGAGAGUACCAGGGCCCAGAAAUUCAGGAUUAAAUCCAGAGGAAUUAGACGUCUAAUGAGCCAUGAAGGGAUUUCAGUGGUUUGCUCAAUCCUGCAACAACAGGAGAAUCACUUCAACAGCUCCAUGUCCCAGGCAUUUGAAAAGCUCAAAAGCCUCAAGAAAAAAUACUACACCAGGCUAUCCACACUCAACAUUGACCAAAAUAUCGUCACAAGUAAACUGCAACAAUUCAAUAUCCCACUCAACCAAUACACCCUCUACGGACUCUCAUCCCCAACCAGUGACACAAUUGACAAGGCUAAUAUUAAAGUUAUCGAUAAUACUAACAAUGCUGACAAGGUUAAUAAUCUUAAUAAUAUUGACAAGGUUAAUCCUAAUAGUGUGAAUAAUCCUAAUAGUGUGAAUAAUGUUAAUAAUAAUAUGAAUAAUGUUAACAAUAGUAUGAAUAAUGGUUUGAGUGGUAUAAGUGUGAGGGUGUCGUAUAUAGAGAAGAUAUUGAAGUUGAGUAGUUGGAACAUAGCGAAUGACGUGAGGAUGGUACUGAAGGGGAACGGCCAGUUUUCACUGUACGGUUUAGGAGACCCGUCCAACUGCGGUUUAGCAAUAAACUUGCUAAAGCGUCAGAUUUACACUAACAUUAACACGAACAUGGGCAGUAACAUUUAUAACAUUAGCAUAAUCGGGAAUAACUACGAGGAUCUCAGAAAACUCUCAAUGGACGAGCUUUCAAAGCGCCUGCUAAUGUACGGAGUAAGUGAAGCGGUGAUUAAAACGCUCCCACGCUGGGAUCAAGUGGCACUGGUGAGACAGUACCGGGACGGUUUCGGAGUUGUUAAGAACUUUGAUGAUUCUAACAAGUUUAGAAUUCCACCCAACGAGUAUCAGUCGCAGCUAAGGCAAAUAAUACUUAAGCAGAAGUCAGCACUGGUACACGCAAAUGCAGACUACGCAAAUGUAGACUACGCAAAUGUGGACUACGCAAAUGUAGACUACGCAGAUGAUUACACUGAGGAAAAAGUGGAUAGAAUUGACUCUAGCGAUUUGAUGAACGUGAACAAGUCUGGAAUGGACUCUGGUGGUAACGACUCUGUAGAAAAGGUGGACGACAUAGAGAAGGAAAAGGAAGAGUUGAGAUUACUGAAGGAGUCAAUUAAUAUGAAGAAGAAUCUGGAUUUAGUGAUUGAAGACAGUAAUCUGAUACCGGUUUUGGGCUUAAUGUGGUUACGUCAGAGCAGGAAAACACCGUCAGAACCGUUUGGAAGUGAACGUGCAGUGUUCAUCUACGGCCAAGAAAAUGUGACAAAAGUCCUAAGGUGGAGAAAGAAGUGCGCAGAGAAGAAGACGCAUAUCCCAAAUGAAACUAUUUUCGUGAGUAACGUGAACAAUAACUUCGGAAAACGUAUUUGCCGUAACUGCGGACAGUCCGGCCAUAUCGCAUCAAAUCCUAAAUGCCCACUGUACUCUGGAGACAAGCUUAAGCAUGACCCGCUUUCAAGACAAACGCGCAAGGAGCCUGAAGUUGACACUUCUGACGAUGAUUUGUUAACUAAGCCAAUAGCGCUGAUGAGGGAUACCGAGUCUCUGUUUCACACUGUUAACACCUCCUUCGAUUCUGACGUAGAAUUCCCGCUGGAACCUUCAGAAACUAAACGAAAACGUACAGCAGACACUUUUGACCACAUUCACAGGCUCAAAUAUUCCACUGACCCUAACAUUCUCAGCGGAGUGGCCGGUGUUAACGGAGACGAUAGUGGAGUAUUGAGUACGUCAGACAUAAGGAUAAUCAAUAAGAUAAUAAUAAGUAUAGAGAAGGAGAAUAGGUAUAAGCCGUUUAUGAAUAGGAUUUCAGAGACUAUUGCGCCAAAUUAUUAUAAAGUUAUCCAGAAACCCGUUUGGCUCUCACUUAUCAAGCUAAGGGUUAAAAAUAAAUACUAUACCACAGUAUCCAGUCUCAUGACUGAUAUACUGUUGCUGGAGAUUAACUGCAAGUUGUAUAACUCUGAACACUCACAAAACGCAUGGCUCAGACACAUGUCGCAGAUUCUGGUGGAUGAUCUUACCGCGAGAAUUUCCUCUCACAUUCAAAAUAAACAACAGUCCAAACUCAUCCAACAAAUACACACUAAACACAUCAACUCUUACCGCAACUCACUCAAUACUCAAAAUAUCAACAAUGUAAACGUUAACGGAGUGAAUAUGCCUAAUAAUGUAAAUGUCAACGGAGUGAAUAUGGUCAAUAAUGUAAAUGUCAACGGAGUGAAUAUGGUCAAUAAUGUAAAUGUCAACGGAGUGAAUAUGGUCAAUAAUGUAAAUGUUAACGGAGUGAGUAUUAAUACUGAGGGGAGUAGUUUUAAUACUCAGAACACUAAUUUCAACACCGGGGAUAGUUUUAACACUCAGCAAACUAGCUUUAACACCCAAGAGGUGAGUUUAGACACUCAACAAACUGACUUAAAUACACAACAAACAGAUUUAAACACUCAGGACACUAAUUUCAACACUCAAGAAGUGAAUUUAGAUACACAAAAUACAGAUUUAAACACCCAAGAUGUUAAUUUGAACACUGAAGAAAUGAGUUUGAACACUCAGCAAACAGAUUUAAACACUGAAGAAACGAGUUUGAAUACUCGGGAGAUGAAUAAAAUUUCGGGAAAUUGAGAUUUAAUCGUAGGAUGUAAGAUAUUAUGAGGAGUUCCAACGUGGUAGUGUGGAAUAUUUUAAAUGUUUUAAUUUUUAUAAAA